AUGGGAAGCAAGUAUUCAAGGAAGAAAAGUGACAUGAAGGAGGUGCAAUGUUACAACUAUCAAAGAUUUGAUCAUUAUGCUCGAGAUUGUAAAAGAAAGAAGGAAUCCAGAGCAAGAGAUGACGACGAAGUGCAAUAUGCACAUGCUAGAGAAAACGACUCUGAUGAUAUGCUACUCAUGGCAAAUACUCAAACGAAUAAUGAACAAAUCAACAUGUGGUAUCUAAAUUUAGGAUGCAACAACCACAUUACUGAAAAUAAAAAGUGGUUUACUAAGUUAGGCGAAUCAGUCAAGAAGGUGAUCAAGUUUGCAGAUGGUAGGCAUGUUACAUCAGAAGGAAUAGGAAACAUAAUUGUGAUGAGAAUGAAUGGCCGAAGAGCCAUCAUUACUGACAUAUUAUAUCUAACUUCAAUGACAAGUAACUUGAUAAGAAUAUGUCAAUUACUUCCCAAAGGGUAUAACAUGAAUUUGGAAGAAAAUCUGAUGAAGGUGUAUAAUGGUGAAGGAAGGAUGAUCCUGAAGGCACCAUUGGCAAAUAACAAAACCUUCAAGAUUAAGAUUAACAUGGUUGAUCCUCAGUGUCUUAUUUCGAAUAAUGUCGAAGAUAAGAACUGGCUAUGGCAUCACAUGUAUGAACACCUAAACUUUAGAGGUCUAGACACACUCAACCAGAAGAAGAUGGUGUAUGACUUACCUCAAGUGAAAGAACCAAGUCAAUUAUGUGAGGAAUUCUGCAAAGCAAAGCAGGCUAGGAAGGAAUUCAAACACGACUUGUCCAUAAAGUCGAGAGAAAACUGGAGCUUGUUCACUCUGACGUGUGUGGACCUUUUGAAGUAA
This is a messenger RNA of Lathyrus oleraceus (garden pea), 837 nucleotides long. RefSeq lists its product as uncharacterized. The transcript has a single exon. Bases 1 to 837 code for a protein of 278 amino acids. Lineage: Eukaryota; Viridiplantae; Streptophyta; Magnoliopsida; Fabales; Fabaceae. The record is from RefSeq and is a predicted model, not a curated record. Gene Ontology annotation, molecular function: zinc ion binding; nucleic acid binding.